AUGGGAGCCUGGAAGAUAAUCUCUUUCGUUGUCUAUGGGGCUACCAUCCUGCUGGGGCUGCCCUCCAAUCUUCUGGCCCUCUACGUCUUCUAUUGCCGGGCCAAGGCUCGCCUGACACCCAACCUCAUCUACAUGAUAAAUCUUUGUGUGUCUGACUUGGUCUUUGUCCUCUUCCUUCCCCUGAAGAUCCUAGAGAUGGGCCCCGUGGACUGGACCAUGCCGAGCUUCCUCUGCCCUCUUUACAACCUGAUCCACUUUGGCACAAUCUACGCCAGUGCCUGCUUCCUGACUGCUGUCAGUGUGGGCCGCUUUCUGGGUGCCGCCUACCCCAUCCACUAUCAGGUUUUCAAAAGGCCUCGCUACUCCUGCCUGAUCUCCUUGGGGAUAUGGUGCCUCGUCGGCUCUCAUGGGCUUCUGAUCUUUGCCCUGGAAACCUCCAGGGAUACUAAUUCCAGCCUCUUUGCUGGCAAGGGCUUGGCUUGCUACAGCAACUUCAGCGAUGGCCAGCUGGCCCUGUUGGCUCCUGUGCGGCUGGAGCUGUCCGUGGUGCUGUUCUUCUUCCCCUUGGCACUCACCUCUUUCUGCUAUGCUGGCUGCAUCCGCGUCCUGGUUGGGUCACACCUGCAUCUGCGGAAGAAGCAUCGCGCAGUGCGGGUGGCAGUGGCCACCCUCUCUGUCUUUGUCCUCUGCUUUGGCCCUUACAACAUAUCCCAUGUCGUGGGCUUCAUCUAUAAGGACGAUGUCUGGUGGCGCAGUGUGGCUCUGCUCCCAAGCGCAUGCAAUGCUUUCCUGGACCCUCUCAUCUUCUACUUCAUGUCUCCUGCCAUGGAUGAUGGCAUUGCCCAAGUAUGGCGCUCCUUGCAGAAGAAAUGUGGCUCCAUUCGGCUGAAGAUUGCCUCAGCCCAUGGAAAAGGAGGGAUCCAACAAGCAGCAGCUACGGUUGCUUGA
Molecule: messenger RNA, 948 nt
Organism: Varanus komodoensis (Komodo dragon)
Lineage: Eukaryota; Metazoa; Chordata; Lepidosauria; Squamata; Varanidae
Product: free fatty acid receptor 3-like
Exons: 1
Coding region: 1-948 (315 amino acids)
Biological process (GO): positive regulation of calcium ion transport; positive regulation of cytosolic calcium ion concentration; positive regulation of insulin secretion
Cellular component (GO): plasma membrane
Molecular function (GO): bioactive lipid receptor activity
Source: RefSeq, a predicted model, not a curated record